AUGGAAGCUUUUGCACAGAAGCAGCGUGAAUUCAUUGAAGAAAUGGCGGACAGAGAUAAAGUAAUGCGUGAGCAGUUCGUUGCUCGAGUCAACAAAAAGGAGGAAGAGAUGAAGCGGCGUGAAGAACUGUUGAACUUACGAACCAAAGAAAUCAAUGAUAAUUUCGAGGACGAAUUGCGCCGCAUCGAGUCACAGAUGCAUACUUUGAGGGAGGAGAAGGCAAAGCUAGAAUCGAAAGCAGCCGGGAAAAAGGCCAAAAAAUGA
This is a messenger RNA of Gongylonema pulchrum, 264 nucleotides long. The record is from the annotation of a GenBank genome assembly. NCBI's taxonomy places the organism in Eukaryota, Metazoa, Nematoda, Chromadorea, Rhabditida, Gongylonematidae.